CCCGAUGUGCCCCCGCCUGUGGCUGUCUUGGGACCGGCUCUCUCGGGACGCACGGAAACGGACUGCUCUGCAUUUGGCCUGCACCAACGGCCAUAUAGAAGUCGUGAAGCUCCUGAUAGAGCAGCAUUGUCAUAUCGAUGCCAUUGACAAUGUGAACAUGACACCGCUGAUGAAGGCCACUCAAUAUAACCAUGAGGAAUGUGCUGCGAUCCUACUACAUCACGGUGCUGACCCAAACCAUAUGGAUGAGAAUGGCAACACUGCCCUUCAUUAUGCUGCCUGUAAUGAGAACCUAAAAAUAGGCAAACAACUGCUUCUGCACAAUGCAGAUAUUGAAAGAAUAAAUAAGGAUGGCUUCACACCACUUUUAAUUGCUGUCCAUGAAAAUAGAGAGAAGAUGGUGGAAUUUUUAAUUGUGAACAAAGCAGAUAUUUAUGCAGUGGAUAACAUGAAUAGGAAACAUCACCAGCUUAUUUUGGAUUAUAAAGAAAAACAAAGCUAUGAAAUGCUUAAAAAGAGAGAUCCAGGAGGUGAAAGUCCUGAACUCAAUACAAGAAGGUUUUGGAACAAACUUGAUGUUGCUGACGUAUUGACUGUUUUGGAUGCACAAGACUUCAGUUUAAAUACCAUGGAAGGACCAUCGACUUCAGCUGGUGUACAUAAUGAAGAUGGUAUUGCUGGCUUUCACAGUGCUCAAAAAGAACAAAGAGAUAAAGGCAGAAUAAAUUCUGUUCAUGGCUUGCACAAAAAUCAUCCAGAUGAUAUGAAAAUCUUAGGAGCUGAAGAUGAAGUUCUAGAAUCAACUUUGGAUCCUGAGAAACACACUUCCUUGUCAGCUACUGGUGAGAGUGAAGAUUUUGCUAUCAUUGAAAGUGCUCAGAGUCAGAAAACCAGUCAAGAGGAAUCAAAUUUCCAUUAUGUGUCUGCCAGCAAUACUAGUGAUAUGGUGUCUCCCAUUGAAUCUGAUUUUCAAGAUGUAUCUUGGGAUUCUCAGAAAAGCUUCUCUCCAUCACCAAAUGAAAAAGUUAUUACUGUCAUUCCAUGUGCUGCAAGAGAAGAAACAAAUGAAAACUCAUUAACUGAUAUUUCUGGAGUCCAUAAAGAAAAUACAAGUGGAGAAGAACAUAAAGCUAUAAAAUCUACUUUGGAAUCUGAGGUUGAUAUUUCAGAAGAGGAAUUAGGAGAGAAGGCUGAAAACGAAAUUGAACAAGCAGCAAAAGAAUCUCAAGAUGCAGAUCUUACACCUGAGAAAAAAUCUUUGGAAUCAGAAGCUCAAAUGCGAAAAGGAAAACAAAGAAUAAUUAGACUGAAUAGACAAAAGGCACUUCUUCUUGAAGCCCAGGAAAAAGGAAUCUUAAUUGAAAACCUAUUGCCUGAGGAGAUUGCUUCGUUAUCAAGAAGUGACUCUCAAACUAAGCAGCCUGAAGCUACUAAAAAGGAGAGUCUCAAAAGCGUUGAUAAGAGAAGAUUACUAUCACCCAUAGUCAAGAAGUCGUGUGAUUAUCAUGGAAUUAAGAAUUAUACAAGCAUGGAACCAGAAUCAGAGCAAGUCAUUUCUUCUCCAGUGCAUAAUGCCAUAGAAGCAACACCAAAAGAGAAGGAAAAACUUGAUGGAAGUGAAAACAACCAGCUGCAGGUAGGUGUGAAACACCUUGGAAAACAAAUUGACAAAACUCAGAAAAGAGAGUCUACCUCGGAGACUUCGCUGGGAUGUAUAUCACAUGAAAUAAAUGAUUUGAAGAAUAAAUUAGGUGAAAUGCAAAGACAGUUCCAAGAAGCAGAAGCACGACACCAGGAAUUUGAAAACAGUGUUGAAAAGUCAAAAGAACAUCUGACAAUCUGCAAUUCAAAGCUUGAAUGUGAAAAUUCCAAGUUGAAGGAAAUAAUCAAAAAACAAGAGGGCACAAUUGAACAUCUUCAGGAAAAUCUCACAAGACUAAUUUUAUUGCAAGAAGCAGAGGCACGAAAGCAAGAAGCUUUAAACAGCUGUGAAAAGUCCAAAGAAUACCUGGAAACCUACAAUUCAAAGUACCAUGCAAAAUAA
Lepus europaeus (European hare) is the source of this 2044-nucleotide messenger RNA. Its product is annotated as ankyrin repeat domain-containing protein 26-like. The record is from RefSeq and is a predicted model, not a curated record. Gene Ontology annotation, molecular function: protein binding. Lineage: Eukaryota; Metazoa; Chordata; Mammalia; Lagomorpha; Leporidae. The transcript has 21 exons. The coding region runs from base 5 to 2044 and encodes 679 amino acids.